GGCUGGGAGCCAGGACUCUUAGCUUCCAUGCAGGGCGGGGGAGGGGAAAUCAAACAAGCCCCGCCUCCCCCUGCCUGUUUUCCCCUCAGGCUCCAUCCUUUAGGCUGCUAGGGCAGCUCUCCCUCUCAUUGGUCUCAGUCCCUGCCAGUCACUCUCAGCCCGCCCCCCGACCCGAUCCCAGUUUAUGUUUGGCCCCUUAGGGCCAUGUGGGAGGAACGCGGGGGCUGAUUGGCUUAAACUUUGUGCGCUGAGGCGGACACGGGGCUCUGAUUGGUUGAUUCCACUCCCCGCCGGAGGCGGGGUUAAGGGGGGGGGGAGCCGUGUUAGUCGGUAUCUGGCCCCCCAGAAGACGAACAGGUGUAUUGGGGCCGAAGCUUUCGUGGGUGCAGCCGAAGAAGCGGGUUUUACCCACGAACGCUUCUGCCCAACUCCAUGUGUUCCUCGUUACGGGGCCACCGGCCUCCGGGCUGUUUUUGAGGCGGGGUUAAGCUUAUUAGGUGCCACGCCCCGAUUGGUCGGGUCCGCGCUAAGGAGGCGGAAGAGAGGCUCUGAUUGGCUCGAGCAGCCGUCAGGAGGCGGGACCCGGGGCGCCGAUUGGCUGAGGCGGGCACCGAGGCGGAAGUGGCGAGAGCGCCCAGCGCCGCGUGUCCCACUGUGCGGGGAGGCCGGGAUGGAGGCGGCGGCGUGGCCCGGGCUGCGGGAACAGCUGGUGUCCGACCUGUCCCCCGCGCUGGCCCUGCUGGGAUCACUCCAGGAGCAGGUUGUCGGGGUCACGGCCCAUGUCCAGGGGCUGCUGCAGAGGGUCCGGGCUGGCGCCUUCCCCACGGAGAAGGGGCUGAGUUUCCUGGAGCUGAAGGCCCAGCUGCUGCUGUUCUAUCUCCAGGACCUGGCCCAGCUGGUGCUGGAGAAGACCUCAGGCCGGUCCCUGGCCGCCCAGCCGGCUGUCCUGCGCCUGGCCGAGCUGCGCACGGUGUUGGAGAAGAUGCGCCCCAUUGAGCAGAAACUCCGGUACCAGGUUGACAAGCUGGUGAAGGUGGCUGUGACGGGCGCCGUGGGAGACGACAAUCCGCUGAGAUUCAAACCAGACCCCGGGAACAUGAUGAGCAAGCUGAGUGACGAGGAGGAGGAGGACGGCACUGAAGGCAAAGCUGCUGGGAAGAAGCCCCUGGCCAAAGGAGGGGUCCGGAAAUACGUCCCACCCCGGCUGGUCCCGGUGCAUUAUGAUGAGACGGUGGCCGAGCGGGAGAAGAAGGUCCUGGAGCAGGCGAAGAAGCGAGCGCUGAGCAGCUCCGUCAUCCGGGAGCUGAAAGAACAGUUCUCGGAGGCACCGGAGGAAAUCCGCGAAGGGCGCUACCUGCACGCGACCAGGCAGAGCCAGGAGGAUGAGCACAGGAGGCGCUACGAGGAGGCCAUGCUGGUGAGGCUGAACGUGAGCCGGCAGGACAAGGCCCGGCGGCGCCGGGCGGCCGCGCUGGGGGCCCAGCUCCACUCCCUGACCCACUUCGGUGAUAUCAGCGCCCUGACCGGGGCAGCGCCCCCCACUGGAGAGGCUCUGAGCCCCCAGCGGAAGAGGAGGAGGAAGAUGAGUGCGAAGAGGGGAAGGAAGAAGGGUUUCCGGAGGCAAUAGUGGAGCGAUGCUUCCCCCCCCCGCUCCCCCUCCCAUGGAGCGAUGACCCCACCCCCACAUCACCCCCCAGCAACUCUCACAUG
Molecule: messenger RNA, 1710 nt
Organism: Malaclemys terrapin pileata
Lineage: Eukaryota; Metazoa; Chordata; Testudines; Emydidae
Gene: NGDN
Product: neuroguidin
Exons: 11
Coding region: 185-1627 (480 amino acids)
Biological process (GO): maturation of SSU-rRNA from tricistronic rRNA transcript (SSU-rRNA, 5.8S rRNA, LSU-rRNA)
Cellular component (GO): nucleolus; small-subunit processome
Source: RefSeq, a predicted model, not a curated record